AUGGCAACGAAGACCGCCUCGACUGUGGUUCUCCACGCCGGCGAGCACCUAUUCAAGGUCGUCAACCACUCCCUCGUCAAAGGCAGCAAUACCUGUCUCACGUCCGCGGCCUUCCGCGUCGGCGGCCAUGACUGGGCUAUCUGCUACUACCCAAACGGCAGCUCAAGGAUUGUCGAUGAUCAGUUCACAUCGAUUUUUCUCGAGUUGAUAAACACCGCCGGUGAUUCUGAGGUCACUGCGUACUGCUCCUUCUGCCUACAGGACCCCGCACCGUCGGCCACAGGAGAGAAGCACAAAUUCGGCUACACCAGAAAGUUUGAGGUCGGCAAGCAUGGAGUUUCUUGGGGUCGAAGAAAAUUUGUUAGUAAAGCUGACUUGGUUGCCUCGGGGUAUCUCCAGGAUGACUGUCUACUGAUCAAGUGCGCGAUCACCGUUAUUGCCUCUAAGCUCGUCCAGGACGCUGAGGAUAACGAAAAUAGAAUCAUCAUUCCACCCUCUGUCCUCAGCAAAGAUCUAGGCAAUCUUCUGGAGCACGGCCUUGAGGCGGACUUGACGGUCCGUAUUGGGUGGUUCAAAAGUUUUAAGGUGCACGGGUGUGUGCUCGCUGCACGGUCGCCAGUCUUCCGUGCGCUGCUGUGUGGACCUAUGAUGGAGAGUAGACAAAACAGUAUCCGCCUUAACGAUGUAGAUGCCAGAGUUUUCGAGGUCUUACUUUAUUAUAUGUACAAUGAUUGCCUCCCCGAGUUCAUGGAGGAGACCACGGAGGAUGCUAUAGACAUGACCCAGCAUUUGCUAGUCGCGGCUGAUCGGUACGCAAUGGAGAGGUUGAAGUUGAUGUGUCAGAACAAAUUAAGCAAGGCACUUGAGGCGGGGUCAUUGGGCUUCACUUUGAAUCUCGCGGAGGAAUUCCACUGCCAACAGCUCAAGAACUAUUGUCUCAACUAUAUAGCAAGAGGCACUAAGAGGAUACGAUCUACUAUAAAAACUAAUAAGUUCAAGCGACUCAAGCAAGACCACCAAGGUGUUGCAUAUGAUAUUUUGGACAAGGUAAUUGACAAGCUGUAG
Lolium rigidum is the source of this 1065-nucleotide messenger RNA. Its product is annotated as BTB/POZ and MATH domain-containing protein 1-like. The record is from RefSeq and is a predicted model, not a curated record. The transcript has 2 exons. Gene Ontology annotation, molecular function: protein binding. Bases 1 to 1065 code for a protein of 354 amino acids. NCBI's taxonomy places the organism in Eukaryota, Viridiplantae, Streptophyta, Magnoliopsida, Poales, Poaceae. Gene Ontology annotation, biological process: protein ubiquitination.